Peniophora sp. CBMAI 1063 is the source of this 1599-nucleotide messenger RNA. The record is from the annotation of a GenBank genome assembly. Lineage: Eukaryota; Fungi; Basidiomycota; Agaricomycetes; Russulales; Peniophoraceae.
AUGGCGCCCUCCGCAAGCCAAGUCGUUAAACCAAAGAACGACAGUCUCCCGAUGCCAGGACUCCCUGCUGAGACGAUCGCCAACAUAUUCCUCUACCUGUCCGAUGCGAGCCGCCAGCAUCUCUUCAAAGCGCGCGCAGUGUCCAAAGGCUGGAUGAAGUUCAUUGACGCUACACCCAUCCUCUGGACGCCUAUAUCGACACAUCUCGGGUCGGAGAUGGUGAGCCGCGCCGUCGAAAGAUCUGGAUCUUUACCUCUGGAUGUCGAUAUUGGCAUCUAUCCCAGAAGGGAGCUUUCUACGCCGGAUGCCACGGUCGCGGACCAGAUCUCUGCCGCAGGCGUGCUUGAGCAACUCUGGCGCAUCCGCACCCUGGAGGUCGAUUUAUUAGAUCUUGAAGGUGUGAGCACAGAACGGGCUCAUCAUCUUCUGAAUGAAAACGCCGCGCCUAUUCUGGAGCAGCUUCGUAUCGUUGGCACCGAGACGGACGAGAUGGUCCCAGUGGCCCUGGAUCAAAAGUUCUUCGGGAGCUCCAUCCCACCUCUUCUACGCGACUUGCAGAUCACUAUAUGCGCUGUCUCGCUACACUGUCCCUUACUUCACGCGUCGACGUUGGUCAGCGUUCGUAUCGAUGAGUGCAGAGUAUGGGGCUCUGUUGAGAAGGUCCUGGAUUCUCUCUCCUCGUGGCCGCUGCUCGAGACGUUCGUUUGGAUGUCGCCCGAAGGGGGCGUGGACGAUUGGAACGACCAGUUCAUCGGGGACUUUGCCAUAACACGCAUGCCAAAGUCGGAGUGGAAGGGUGUGCGUGUGCGCUUGCCUCGUCUGAAGACCCUCAAGCUGCGCCAUGAGCCGGCCCCCAUCCUCACCAUCUUCUCCCGACUUCAUUUCCCCACGUCGUGCGACAUUGAUCUGACAUUCUUUGUCGAAACCAUCGAGACGGAGAAAGACGAAGACCGUAUGCGAGAUGCUCUAGACCAUACGCUAGGAGCCUACCUCGGCAACGUCUUUAGCGACGGGGAAGGGUUCGCUACGAUCGCCGUUGAGACCCCUCGCGAUGCGGAUGCCCUUCCGUACGAACCCUUCCAUGGAGUGGCCAUAACGUGGACGGACCCUUCCAGCUCGCCCGCGCCUGUGGGUCUGAAGACCACUUUCUACCGCAACGAGAACUCUGCCCGGUGCAACGAGCUACCUCUAGCCGAGCAUCUGAUGAAAUGGCCGCAAACAUCGUCGUACCUUACGGGGGUCAAUCUCGGACCCAUGGACUUCCUUUACAACCAUGAGGAAGAACAGGAGUAUGUACGAAGAACGUUCGAUAGCGACUGGCACAGGCUACUCGCUCUCUUCAAGAGCAUCGAAUAUCUUUGCAUUCGCAAGGACGAGGGUCUCUCCUGGCUAUUCCAGGUGCUCAACCGCGAGCGGUCUGUCCUGCCCCAGAUGAAAUCACUAUAUCUCGAGGAGACACACGUUGAUGAGCUUACGACAUUGGUCUCUAUGGCGAGGCGGAGGAUGGAGGAAUAUUCGCUAUCCCCGAAUCCCCGAUGCACAUCACUCUGCGGAGGUGCACCAUCGACUUCGGCGAGCUGGUCCCUCUCAUGGAGAUAG